CUACGACACUGAAGAUUUGUUUGAUGAAUACAAAACCGUUGCCGAGCAGCAUAAAUAUAAGAAGCCGGGUCGUAUUAUCUCUAAGAAGCAUACUUAGGUGAAGGGUGCAUUUCAUACCUGACUGACUGGCUGGUGCUAUUGAUCACAAUUCAUGCUUAAAAAGAUAAGCUCUUCUGACAAUUAGAGUAUGAAUCUGCAGAAACAACCUCUGUUGGCAGUUGGAUAUUUGGCAGUAAAUUUUGAGCAGUAAAGAGAUAGUACAAAACUAGCACUUUAAAAAGGAAAACCAUGGAGAUAUGCUGAGAGACUCCCAAGCUAUUCGGUGUUGAAUGUCACUCAACUCUGAAUCAGACAAGGGACAAUUUAUACACUUGUUGAAUGAGUAAUGGACAUUUUCACUCGAGUCUAAACAGAGCUUCUUUACGGAUGUCAUACAUAGCCCCCAUUAAAACUUAAGUCUGCUCUGUAUAGUCUUACACAAGGCAAUCGACGCCUUAAGCAGAUAAAGUUUUGGGAUUAGGAUUAGUAGCUGCGGACAUGGGUUAGGCAAGGGCGGUCUUCAUACUUGACUUGUUGGCUGGUGAUUUUUUUUAGUGAUAAGCUUGGUAGUUAGGGGAUCCAAGGGGACCCCAUUAAUGAUGAAAGAAUAAGUAACAGUGGAGACAAAUGUCAUGAUGAUAUCAACCCAAGCACCUGCAAACCCCAUCUUUGUCAGAAGUCUUCUAAAUAAAACCCACUCUACCAGAUCAUAAGCUUUACUCAUGUCAAGCUUCAUAGCAAUGGUACCCCUAUGACCCUUUGACCUCUUCUUCAUAGUAUGGAAAAGCUCGAGAGCAAUAAGUGCAUUAUCGGUAAUUAAACGCUUAGGAAGAAAGGCACUCUGAUUUUCUGUCACCGUAUCUUGAAGAAGCGGUUUCAACCUAUUAGCCACCACUUUUGAAGAUAGCUUAUAAAGAACAUUGCAUAGUGAAUAGGACGGAACUGUGAAAUACAAGUCGGUCCUUCACUUUCGGAAUAAGAGAAACUUUCGUACGGUUUACAUCACUCAAGCAAUUCUACCAGAAAUAAUAUUGUUAACAAAAAUAGUCACAUCAUCUCCAACAAUAUGCCAAUAUUUCUAAUAAAAAAUAGCGUGUAAACCAUCGGGCCCCGGGGCUUUACAGGGGCUCAUUUGAGAGAGGGCAACAAAGAUUUCGGCUUUGGGGUAAGGACGACAAAGAGAAAUAUUCAUACCUUCACUCACCAUGGACGACACACAAGAGAGCACCUCAACUCAUCAAGUUCACAUCGAUCUCACCCCUCGUGAACAGCGAACCAUAGAAAUUGAGAAUAAUUUUCUCAAUCUCCUGUUUUCCAGUAUGCCAAUCACCAUUAGAGUCAUGGAGACCUUGAGGAGAGAGAAGAACCAGCUAAGCAAUUUGGCAGGCAGAAGGCUGGGAGUUAACAGAUCAUCAACAAGCAAAAAAGCAAAUAAGGGCAAAAAUGUAUUUGUACUUUUUGAGGGGCAAAAGAGUCACCACACUAUUACUAAGGAGUUUUUCAACUUGCAACUUCUCACUUUUAAUAGUUAUAUUAUAGAUAAGAACAACAAAUGUGACAUAAAAAUAAAAUAAAUAAAGGUAUAUUUAUAAGGUUUAACUAUGAGAGUGAGGGAUAGCUUAAAUGGUUAGGGCUUCCCUUUCGAUUUCAAGAGAUCUUGGGAUCGAUUCUCACUCCCACCCUUGUAGCUCUCUAAACACCAAAAUAAGGUCUAACGAUGUUUCAUCCCGCAAUAAUAUCAAUCAUGGAUUACCAUAAAAUAUCCACAAUGCUCAGACACUUUUUGCAACACUGCAGUGUGCGGAAGUGCGGAAGCUAUGCUCAGUCUUUAAGUAUGAAUCGGAGCUUGAGAAGUUACUCAAAACUGUUGAAACCAUCAACAGUUCCCUCCUUGAUGCCGGCUCUAAGUGGCAGGAGCUCAGCCAUGAAGGCCAAUGCUGGGUCGAGAACCUAAAAAACGCUGUGUACGAUGCUGAUGAUCUGUUUGAUGAAUAUAGAACCAUUGCUCAGCAGCUGAAUGGUAUGCCUGAUGAUCAACUCACUGAGAAGGUACACUGUUUCUUCUCCUCUAAGAACCCGCUCUCAGUUGCUCAUAAAACGCCUGCUGAGGUUAACUCUUAUUUGCUGAAUGGUGUGCCUGGUGGUCAACUCUCUAAGAAGGUACGCCGUUUCUUCUCCUCUAAGAACCCGCUCUUAUUUGCUUUUAAAGCGUCUGCUAAGGUUAAAAAGCUUAGGGAGGAGUUGGAUACCUUAUCAACAAAUCACAAGAAUUUUGGGUUUAGUGAGCUGUAUAAGCCUGUCAAGGGUAGAGUGGAAACAUAUUCUUAUGUGUAUGAACAUAAUAUUAUUGGGAGAGAUGCUGAUAAGAAGGAGAUUGUGGAUUUAUUGUUGAAAGAUGACUCAGACAAAGAUAUAUCUUUUGUGACUGUUGUGGGGAUUGGAGGGUUGGGUAAAACAGCUCUUGCUCAACUUGUGUUUAGUGAUCAUAGGAUUAAAGCAGCAUUCAAAGAUGAGAUGUACUGGGUUUGUGUGUCUUUUAAUUUUGAUACAAAAGAUAUACUAAGUAAGAUACUUAAGAAGAAGCAACGUACAUUCGAAGAUUUAUAUAGUAAAGUUCAAAAGCAGAUUGAAGGGAAAAGGUACAUGCUUGUUUUAGAUGAUGUGUGGUAUGAGGGAGGUAUAAAAUGGGAUGAGCUGAGAGACUUCUUGAAAUUAGGUGGAAAGGGAAGUAGAAUCUUGGUGACCAGUCGCAGUCAAAAGGUGGCAACAGCUAUUGGAAAUUAUCCAAUGCACAAGUUGCAAGGUCUUUCUGAAAAGGAUUCUUGGGAAUUAUUUAGGAAAAUAUCACUUGGAGCUCAGGAAGACGAAUUCAUUGCUGGUUUUGAUGAAAUUGGCAGAGAUAUUGUGAAAAAAAUGUGCUAAUGUGCCUCUCUCUAUAAAGGUGGUCGCUAGUUUGUUGCGUAGUCAAGAUAUAAAUGCUUGGCAGUCGUACAGAAGAAUUGAUUUGGCUAAAAUGCGUGACGAUGAGGAUGACUUGAUGCCAAUUUUGAU
This is a messenger RNA of Chenopodium quinoa (quinoa), 3090 nucleotides long. Its product is annotated as putative disease resistance protein RGA3. The record is from RefSeq and is a predicted model, not a curated record. The coding region runs from base 2062 to 2961 and encodes 299 amino acids. Gene Ontology annotation, biological process: defense response to fungus. Gene Ontology annotation, molecular function: ADP binding. NCBI's taxonomy places the organism in Eukaryota, Viridiplantae, Streptophyta, Magnoliopsida, Caryophyllales, Amaranthaceae. The transcript is spliced from 6 exons.